AUGUACUUACUCAGAGCACCAAAAUUUAAGCUAGCGACUGACCACAAACCAUUACUUCCUCUUCUCAACAACCCCAAAGCGAAAAUUCCACCACGAAUUGAAAGAAUUAUAAUCAAGAUGCAGAACCUGCAUUUUGAAGCUAUCCACAUACCAGGAAAGAGCAACAUGACCGACUAUUUAUCACGACACCCUCUUCCAGAAACUGGCAAAGACCAUGUUGAGAAACAUGUCAACGCAGCGAUUCAAGCAGAUCAGGCCAUAGUCUGGUCGAAAAUCAAGAAAGCCACGGCAGAAGACAAGGAAUUAUGCGAACUGACCGAAACGAUUGAAACCGGAAAUUGGAGUGAAGCAAAGCAGUUCUUGAAACCCUACUACGAAGUCAGAGAUGAACUCUUUGUCGCGGAUGGAGUGAUCAUGCGAAUGGACCGUAUUGUACCACCCCAGUCCCUGAGACAGAGAAUCAUCCAAUCAGCCCGCAAGCAAGGACAUCUCGGAGUGAAUAAGACGAAAGAAAUGAUCCGAAGAAAGUACUGGUUUCCUGGAAUGAAUACCAGAAUAACAGAUACGGUACAAACAUGUUUCGACUGCCAGAUUGCUACAGAUCACCACCAUACCGAGCCAGCAAAGAUGACAGAGUUACCAGACCGACCAUGGGAUGAGGUAGAAGCUGAUUUUUGUGGACCACUGCCCAACCACAAAUAUGCACUGGUACUUACCGACCAAUAUUCACGAUAUCCAGAGGUGGAGAUGGUAACAUCUACAUCCACAAUACCAGUGACAAAGAAAUUGAAGAAAUUUUUUCUACCCAUGGAAUACCUCGAAUACUACAAACUGAUAACGGUCCACCAUUCAAUGGUGAACAAUUCCAAACCUUUGCUGAAGAAAUGGGAUUUCACCACAAGCGAGUAA
This is a messenger RNA of Paramuricea clavata, 909 nucleotides long. The record is from the annotation of a GenBank genome assembly. Lineage: Eukaryota; Metazoa; Cnidaria; Anthozoa; Malacalcyonacea; Plexauridae.